CUAAGAGCCGUUGCUAAGCGCUGUAACUAAGCUACCAGGUCCGUUCCAAUCAGCUCAAAACAGGAAGCGACGUGAUUUGGUCCUUGUGCAAAAUACACUACAACACGUGACGAAUCCCGCGUUUCACCACACAGCGCAAUUCAAUUUGUAACAGUCCACACGUCAUCAUGGAGCCGAUGGUUAUCGAGGUGCGUGGAGUUCCACAGGUUCCUCCACAGGACCGGAUGGUAGAUCAGUUAAAGAUACACUUCCUGAAGAGGAGGAAUAGUGGUGGUGAUGUGCUAGCAGUGAUUUAUCCAACGUCUACUCCAGGCCAGGCUUAUGUCAUUUUUGAAUCAGCUAAAGUUCCUGGAGUCUUGGAGUGUACUCAUAUCUUGGAUGUACACAACAGAUUUUAUCCAAUACAUGUAAAGAAAGCUCUUUUGUCUGAGGUGGACAUGCAAGUCGAGGCCACGUUGGAUUUGAGUAUGUUCCCAAAGCAAGAACCUGUCUUGCAUCUCAUUAAAUCUUAUGACUUUACAGUAACAGAACAUAUUCCAGGUCGUCUCCAGUUGAAGGGCUCAUUCUUGAAACUAAAGCUCAUACGAAAUCAACUCGUACAGCUUCAGGGGCAGGAGCAUCAUUAUAGUAGAUCACCCUCAGCUCUUCACAAUGGCUCUUCUUUGGGGUAUGACCUGGAGUGUAAUAGUUUGGGCCCCAGAUUUGAAUCCAGGUCUAUAUUGAGGAACAUGGAUAAAAUGGAUGCUGUAGGUCAAACUCAGUUACUUGAAAGUACUUCAUCAUCAUCAUCAUCAUCAUCAUAUAGAGUUUCAGGGUCUGGUGGAUCACCCAGGAGUCAUCAAAGCAGUCAUUUAUCUUACACUGAAAGAAAUGCAAGCAGUCCAGUGGAUGGUGUUGGUCAAAAAUAUGAAAGGCUGGACAGGAAUGAACCGUUUGGUCAUAGACGGAGCCUCCAUGCUGAUAGUGCAUCAUCAAUAUCAGCGAAUGGUGCAUCUAAUGUCACCCUGCUACAACACACAUCUCCAUUAAACAGAGAUUCAGCCUCAGGUGGAUUCCCUCAGAGCAUUCACUACUCCUCUAACGUAGGUACUGGUCAUACAGCAGACACCAUGCAACACAACACAUUUUAUAAAGACUCAGCCUCAGGUGGAUCACUUAGAAGGCAUCCAAGUCUCAGCGGUGAUAUUUCGGCCAGCUCCUCUCACAGUAGCCCCUCAUCCUCCAGUGGAGGAAUGGCAAGCUUUCAGGUGGACACAGAUAUCAUAAACUUUAUACUCAUCCAAAGACAGAAUGAUUUUAAGACGAUUGAGAACUACUGUACAGAGAUUUCCGUAAGAGAUAACAAUGGGUUAACAACAGUCACGUGUAGGGGGAAAAACAGCGAGAAAGCAAAAGCAGAUCUUAUCAACAUCAUCAAGGAGCUUAGUUUUUCAUUGCGCACUCAUGAAAUCCAUCUGAAGAAUUUUGACCAUGCUGAACUAAAACAGAUCUCAGAGAGAAUCCGACGUAAUCAAGACUCAGGUGUUAUGAUCAAAACCAGCGGUGAUGUUAUAAAGCUGGUGGGAUCCUCAAGCGAAAGCUUUGAGAUGAAACAAAAGUUACUGGGACACACAGUUGACCAUCCUAGAGGAAGAACCAUGGAAAGGGGCUCAACACUCAGGAGAAGCUCCUCUUUACCCAGAAAGUAUAAAACUACUCAUAUUACAGAUCCUGAGGACACGGCACGUGCUGCAACCAAAUACACACCUUCACGUUAUCAAGACAACCUGGAUGAAGGUAAAGCUCCGCUGACUGUUCGAGGCCCUGAACAGACUCCAGACAAGAAGUCUCAAUGGAUACGCAGCGAUUCAGAGUCUCGAGGCAAAAAAAGGACAAACAAGGAGAAUUCGGUACAUCAAGACCUGGAGUCAUCGUCAUUAAGUCAAGAGAUAAAGUCCCCAAAACAGCUUCCCACUCUUGUCACAAAGCUUUGGGAUUAUAAUAUUAAAGACAAUUUUAAAAUACGUUCACGUAACAAAAAGUAAUUCUACACCACGAAAAACUGCUGUUUGCUGAUUAUAGCACUAUUUUCUUUAAUACAGAACGUCAACAUGAUUUAUUUCUGUAAGCUUUAAUACACACUGUUCAUAUGUCUGUUAACAUGCAGGAUCUAUUAGAUAAGUAGUAAAUAAUAGUCUAGUAGACUAGUAAAUAAUCUGCAUUACACCUUCUAAACAAUAUAUUUUGCAAUCAGUAAUCAGCACAUACUUUUAUCAUGUGAAAGGAUCUGCUUUUAUUUUCUUGUGUGUUUUAUUUGCUUUAUUUGAUGUAUGUGUUGGUCUUUAUGGACCACUUACAGAUCAUGUACAUUCCUUCUGCCACCACAAACACUGGAUUUGUGUAAUCCAUCUUCUCAGUAGAUCUUGCGUAAUUUCUCCGAAUGGUGGUGAAAAUUCACAAAAACAUCUUAUUGUCAUGUUCUGGAUAAAAGCUUGAUGAUCUUUCCCAUCAUUAAUAGAUUGACAAAUGUUUUAACAAUAAAACAUUACUUUUUUUUUUUACAACAGAGAGCACAAAGUUAGAUGCAAACACGAGCGUAUGUUUUACGAGGAAGAAAUGAAAAUGUAGUGUAUAUACAGGGUGAGUAAAAAGCACAGAAAAGUUUCUCAUUAAAAGUCCAGAGAUUGUGA
Tachysurus fulvidraco (yellow catfish) is the source of this 2669-nucleotide messenger RNA. RefSeq lists its product as uncharacterized. The transcript is spliced from 5 exons. Lineage: Eukaryota; Metazoa; Chordata; Actinopteri; Siluriformes; Bagridae. The record is from RefSeq and is a predicted model, not a curated record. The coding region runs from base 168 to 2024 and encodes 618 amino acids.